Cladophialophora carrionii CBS 160.54 is the source of this 1278-nucleotide messenger RNA. RefSeq lists its product as uncharacterized. The transcript has a single exon. Gene Ontology annotation, biological process: fatty acid metabolic process. The record is from RefSeq and is a predicted model, not a curated record. Bases 1 to 1278 code for a protein of 425 amino acids. Lineage: Eukaryota; Fungi; Ascomycota; Eurotiomycetes; Chaetothyriales; Herpotrichiellaceae. Gene Ontology annotation, molecular function: oxidoreductase activity, acting on the CH-OH group of donors, NAD or NADP as acceptor; NAD+ binding.
AUGUCACCCAUAACCCCUGAAGAGAAGACGACUCCCGCCGCCGCCCUCCCCCAUGGAGACCAACACGUCGCGCUCAUCGGCCUCGGCGCCAUAGGCAUCUCCUUCCUAGCCCUGCACCUCACAUACACGUCGGCCACCAUCUCCGUGUACGACCCGCGGCCGGACCUGCAGGACCACGUGGCGAGCAUGCUGCCACUAUACAUGCCUCGAAGGGCCACAACAGGAUCCGACACAGACACAGACAAAGACUUUAACGCAAACGCCAACAACAACGCCAACAGCGACAGCAACAGCGACUCCGACAUCUUAUCCUCGCUAGUCACCUCACGCCGCCUCCGCUUCUGCACCUCCUUGGGGGAUGCGGUCUCCCGCGCGACCAUCAUCCAGGAACAAGGCCCCGAGACGCUCUCGUUCAAACAAUCCACCUGGUCCGAAGUGCUGCGGCACACAGCGUCGACCACGACCACGACCACGCCUCACCUAUGGUCCAGCACCAGCGGGAUUCCGGCCUCGAAGCAGCUCGAACACUUGCAGCAGGAGGAGCAGCAGCAAGACGCUGUCUCGACCUCGGACGCUGUCUCGAUCUCACGAUCGGCCCGCUCGCGCCUCCUCGUCGUCCACCCCUUCAACCCUCCCCACCUGAUGCCUCUCCUGGAACUGGUGCCCUCGCCGCACACGUCGGCCGAGGCCGUGACGUUUGCGGAGUCGUACUUUCGCGCCGUCUCCUCGGUGCACCGCCCCAUCACGAUCAAGCGCGAGACGGCCGGGUUUGUGGCAAACAGGCUGUCGUUCAUCCUGUUCCGCGAGGCGUGCAGUCUCGUGGCGCGCGGCGUGUGCACCGUCGAGGAAUUGGACGAGGUCGUCCGCGCGAGUUUGGGGCCUAGGUGGGCCGUCGGGGGUCCCUUUCGGAUGUAUAAUUUCGGGGGUGGACCUCGGGGCAUGGCUGGGUUUCUUGACAAUAUCGGCGGGGCGAUUCGUGGGGUUUGGGAGGAUGUUGAUCGGCAAGGUCGGCAGGGGGGGAGUGUUAUGAUGGAGGGGAUGGGUGUACACGAAGGUGAGCACGAAACCGGGGGUGAGAGUGUACACGGAGGUGGGCGUGACGAGGAAGAAGAAGCAGCAGCAGUUCGUGAUUGGAAGAGGAUCGUUACGGAGCAGACUGUCCAGGCGUAUGGCGUGCCUUCGUCUCAGGAUGUCAGGGCGAGGGAUCACGCGUUGGGUGAGGUUGUUGGGCUGCAGGUGAGGCUUGAGGCGGAGGGGAAAGAGAAGGAGACGAGAUAA